Grosmannia clavigera kw1407 is the source of this 348-nucleotide messenger RNA. RefSeq lists its product as uncharacterized. The transcript has a single exon. The record is from RefSeq and is a predicted model, not a curated record. The coding region runs from base 1 to 348 and encodes 115 amino acids. Lineage: Eukaryota; Fungi; Ascomycota; Sordariomycetes; Ophiostomatales; Ophiostomataceae.
AUGAGCGAAGACCAUGUCGAAACGCCACUGGCGCACGUUGGCGGCUGGGCUUUGGACGUGCCCCUGAUUGCACCGCUCGUCAUCGACUUUCAGGAUGACAUCCUGUCCGACACGCUUCCAGACUGUCUUGACACUGGACUGGCUAUGACUCACGCCAAUGAACGGCAGCUACAGCAGCAGCCGCACAACGAUGGAGACGUGGCCGACACGCCCCUUGACGGCGCAGAAGACAAUGUCGCCGUUCGCAUCUUAAACACUGCCGACCAGGGGUCGGCCGCUGAGAGGGCCAAGUUCUACCGAGAACGUGCGAUUCUGUGUUUGGGAGGGCUGGCUAGCAAGCUCGUCUAG